AUUGACACCCCGGUAGUUCUGAUGGGAUCUGCGCAAAGCAAUGACGAGAGCGCGCCCCACGCUGCACCCGAAAGCCAACCAUUGUCACCGCCGCCAGAAGUCGCCACAACCCAAAGCCCACAGUCCCCACAGCCCAAGCCUGAUGCUGUCAUGUGGCGCAUCGGCCCCGGGAUGAGUUUGAAGGAUUUGGGCCUUGGAAGGCCGCAAUUCGAAGAACAGAUCGGAGAUGUCGGCCCUUUCCUGCAGCUUUACCGUGAAGGGCCUUGGAUUAUCGUGGAGAACAUUUCAAGCUUUGCGCUUGGGAUACUGCCCCAAGUUCGGCGGGGCCGCUUUCUCCGUGGCGAUGAAGAAGGGCUUUCGCAGGUCUUGGAACCUGGCGAGACUUAUCAGCUGCGGUUUUCAACAGACGAAGAGCACUAUCGCAUGGGCUAUGAGUCCCAUCUUCCGCAUUUUGUUUGCGAUGGCAUAUCCAAGAGGGUCGACCCGACCCAGAUCCAGUUGAUCUGCCAGCCUGCUGCUCGCGAUUCCGACGGGUGGUACUUCAUGAGUGGCAAGGAUGGUGUUGGACGACCAGAGGUCUGGCUUGUCUACAUAGACUUUGCAAGCGUUGCAGACACUAUCGGCUGUUACGGCUGUUAUGUGAAGCACCAGCUGAUACAGACCUGCACAUUCUUGGAUACUCGCCGGCCAGCCAGGAGGGUUGAUCUGCCUUUGCAAGAGAUUCGCUUUUGUCAAGACAGUUGCGGGCAGGAAUUUCGUGAUGGCAGAAGUCUACAGUCCACUGUACAGCAGCUGAAACAGGGUCAAGUGACGGUCGCUGAGCUUGGCAUUCGGGUUGUAGCCUUGGAGUCUGUACACUUUGCCCUGGACAAUCGCCGCCUAAAGUGUGUAAAGUCAGCCUUUCCGGCGAGCCAGUCCAUCCCGGUGCUGCUGGUAGAUUUGCGGGAGCCUCGUAUCAAGGAGGAGUGGGACUCCAAGUUCACUGCCGGCAAACGGAUCUCAACUCAUGAGGAGGCCCGGCAGAUGGACCUCGCUCCACAGAAUUCAAAGGGCAAGGGCAAGGGCAAGGGCAAGAAGGGUAGAGGCAAGCCUAGGGGCAAGAGGGAGAACCGGCCAUAGUUGGGUUCGGCCUGACCUCGAACUUCAGAAGUUUCAGCAGCAGAUGGGAGCGGUGGCUUUUUUAAUUUUUGAUGAUUUUUGCAGAGUUGAGCUGAUCACACAAAUGUGUUCCAGUGUCACUGCAUCUCAUAGUGCCAGCGACCAGAAGCUAUGCUGAGCUUAUUUGGCAUUGGAAAA
Messenger RNA from Cladocopium goreaui, 1296 nucleotides. The record is from the annotation of a GenBank genome assembly. NCBI's taxonomy places the organism in Eukaryota, Dinophyceae, Suessiales, Symbiodiniaceae.